Messenger RNA from Microtus oregoni (creeping vole), 4490 nucleotides. RefSeq names its product LIM homeobox transcription factor 1-beta. The record is from RefSeq and is a predicted model, not a curated record. Gene Ontology annotation, biological process: neuron differentiation; regulation of transcription by RNA polymerase II. The coding region runs from base 7 to 861 and encodes 284 amino acids. The transcript is spliced from 6 exons. Gene Ontology annotation, molecular function: RNA polymerase II transcription regulatory region sequence-specific DNA binding; DNA-binding transcription factor activity, RNA polymerase II-specific. NCBI's taxonomy places the organism in Eukaryota, Metazoa, Chordata, Mammalia, Rodentia, Cricetidae. Gene Ontology annotation, cellular component: nucleus.
GGCUGCAUGGAGAAGAUCGCACCUACUGAAUUCGUGAUGCGGGCGCUUGAGUGCGUGUACCACCUGGGCUGCUUCUGCUGCUGUGUGUGCGAGAGGCAGCUGCGCAAGGGUGAUGAAUUCGUGCUCAAGGAGGGACAGCUGCUGUGCAAGGGUGACUAUGAGAAGGAGAAGGAUCUUCUCAGCUCCGUGAGCCCUGACGAGUCAGACUCUGUGAAGAGCGAGGACGAAGAUGGAGACAUGAAGCCGGCAAAGGGGCAAGGCAGCCAGAGUAAGGGCAGUGGAGAUGACGGGAAGGACCCCAGAAGACCCAAACGGCCCCGGACUAUCCUCACCACGCAGCAGCGGAGAGCCUUCAAGGCUUCUUUUGAGGUCUCCUCCAAGCCCUGUCGGAAGGUCCGAGAGACGCUGGCAGCAGAGACAGGCCUCAGCGUGCGUGUGGUCCAGGUCUGGUUUCAGAACCAAAGAGCAAAGAUGAAGAAGCUGGCCCGGCGGCACCAGCAACAGCAGGAACAGCAGAACUCCCAGCGGCUGGGCCAAGAGGUCCUGUCAAGUCGCAUGGAGGGCAUGAUGGCCUCCUACACGCCGCUGGCGCCCCCGCAGCAACAGAUCGUGGCCAUGGAACAGAGCCCCUACGGAAGCAGCGACCCCUUCCAGCAGGGCCUCACGCCGCCCCAAAUGCCAGGUGACCACAUGAACCCCUAUGGGAACGACUCCAUCUUCCACGAUAUCGAUAGCGAUACCUCCCUCACCAGCCUCAGCGACUGCUUCCUCGGUUCCUCUGACGUGGGCUCCCUGCAGGCCCGUGUGGGGAACCCCAUCGACCGGCUCUAUUCCAUGCAGAGCUCCUACUUUGCCUCCUGAGAGCCAGCUGGGCCGCAUGGACGCUUGGGCCUGGGCCUAGGGUGGGACCACAGGCCUCUGCAGCCAGCCGGCCCCCCAGCCCGCCACCCGCUCAGAUUCUACAGACAGCCAUACGGUGCCCUCCCCUCGGCCAGCCGGACCUGGCUCAAGUGCCCGCUGGGCACAGCCAGACAGGCAGAUGGGUGCAGCCUGGGCAGGGACUGUGUCCUGCCCACGGAGACCUUGUGACCCCUGGGGACCCAGAGCUCUUGGACAGCCACUCGCCUCCCAGCCCUUUGACUCUAUCACCUCCUUUCCCCGCCCCACCUCUUUUUUGGGGGAAACUUUUAUUUGUUCUAUUUUUUUUUUUAACAUUCUGUUUCCAGCCAACCUCUAUUGUCCCUGCAAGGCCAGCCCUGGGACAGUGCCUGGUACCCGAGAAACAGAUAUACGGGUGUCCUGCGCAGGUGACCAUUUGCGCUUCUGGUCAGCGCAGGGGAUGGUUUCUGGGUCCUAGGAGGCCCAGGGUCACUGUCCCCGGCCCUAGGCUGGGGCAGAGGAGAGGAGGAACCAAGCAUGGGCAACAGGUUCUUUAGCCCUGGUUGAACUAGGAGUCACAAACAAGCAGACUGAUGUGGACAGAGCCCGGAGGGACCCAAAGGGACAGAGAUGCACAUGUCCAGGCACACACAUCUGUAGGCACACCUGUGAACAUAUGCAUAUACACCUGGGUGCGCACACACACGCGUAUAAGAGGUGACUCCCACUCUGCAGCCUGGGGGUAGUGAGGUCAGUGGACAGGGCCGCCUCUGAGAGCAACUGGAGAGAAAGAAGGAGGAGGCUUUGGGUGUGAGCAGGUGAGCCUGGUGCAUCCCAGGCUCUGUAUGGAUCAGGACUUCCAGGAUAGAAGGGCAUCACAGAGUCCCAGGCCAGAGAUGGACCCCACAGAAGCAGGCAGAAGGAGGCCGCAGCAGAGGAUUCAGAUACCAAGGACCUCAAGAGUCUAACCCGCAUUGAUCCUGGGCCCUUGUUCUUUGACGGGACCAGCUGCCCUUCUGUGGCCCUCCUGACCCUUAGUCUCCUCUUCUUAGCUGAGGCUGGAUGCUGGCAGGGCUCCUGCCUCCUGUGCAGAUGUGGGACUGUGUGACCCAGCUUCCCUCCUGACGUUAGCCAGCUCACACCGACAAGGCCCGUCUCCUCCCCGCUCCUGCACCUCUGCUAAGAUCUGAGAUCCAGCAGGUGGUUUAGGUCUCCUUUGGAAGUCCACCCUUGCUCUGUGAUGAGUCUUUGGGCCUCACACAGGCACUGACAAGCCACAACCCCUCAAUACGCUGUGACACUGAUUGCUCAGAGCCCAUGAAGACCAUGGACUGUACCUAGUUGCCUUUCCUUCCAUUGGCUCAGCAAGCUUGGGGCGUUACUCUGAGCCGGGUGAGAGGUCAGCCCUGAGGGGUUCCCCGCAGUGCCCCUGCAUGGUAUGUAGCCCACCAGUGCUUUAGCCUCUGUGUCACCCAGCCCCAUGUCUCCUGGACUCUUGCUGCCCAAAGCAGAAGCAAUAGUGGAUCUCUCCUUGGCAACCUCCACUGGCCCCCGACAGGUCUGAGCCAGAAAGCCAGGAUUUUGUCUCUCAUCUAAUGCUGAAUUCUAACCUCCCAACACACACACCCUGAUGUCUGCCGAGCUCUAGCCAUGGGCACAUAAUGAUGAGAGUCUCUCUCUCUCUCUCUCUCUCUCUCUCUCUCUCUCUCUCUCUCUCUCUUUCUCUCCCCAUUUUGGGCACCUGGGUCUGGCUGGUUAAGUUGUGUGGAUUUAUUCUCAGACCCCCUUAACCCACUCAGAUGCCACAAGAUGGAGUCAACGGGGAAGAGCAGCUGCCACCAUGGCCCUCCUGUGUCCCUCUUUUGUUAAGGAGAGCAUCACUACCCUCCAUUCUGAAGUUAUGGUCCUAAGCCAGUCGCUUUCCUGGGAUUCACCCUUCCCGCCCCCUCUGGCAUAGGCUCCUGGCUGAAUUGCACAGGGAAUACUUGAGGUGGACCCAGGGUGGAUACCAGCUCCUGGGAGGUCCGGCCUGCUGCUCUUAACCAUGUUUUAAGUUGGGAGACACAACAGCAAUAGGCUGUGUAGGUCAUCCCUUCUGCAGCAGCUAGGAAGCCUGAGACAGGAGAGGGCCAGGGCUGUGCUCAGGCCUCACAGCUGGUAAUGCCAGAACUGCAGCCUGGAAAAGGAGAGUAGGCUUGCCCUCAUCUUCUUAUCUCUUAACUAGCCCCACCAGGGACCAGCGUGCCUCACACCUGCUGGCCCCUAAGCAUCUUCCCUUCCUGGAAAAGGAGAGUAGGCUUGUCCCCAUCUUCUUAUCUCUUGAGUAGCCCCACCAGGGACCAGUGUGCCUCACACCUGCUGCUCCCUAAGCAUCCUCCCUUGCUGCUCUGGGCCUCCAGACCCCAAGUCCAGCCCUGCCCACCACUAUCCCCAGGCAGAAGAUGUUAUCAGGACACUCCUUAAGUCACCAGAGGAGGUACCUCAGCCAUCACACCGGAGAUGGCCUGGCAGCUGUUCUCAGGAUUCCUUCAUCAUGGCUCUGCCCUCCUGAGACGCAGGAGCCUAUGCCAGCCCUGAACUGUUCUGUGGGCAAAGGCAGCCUUUGCCCCAGUCCUGUCCAGGUCUUGUUAGCAACCCCCCUCAGGCUGGGGAGUUGAGGGCGACAGAAAUGGUGAGGGGCUGGGAGAAUUAGCCUGCAGCCUGAAGGAACAGAGGAAUGUGGGAGGCAGAAAGUGAGAGAUGGGUAGGGUUAGCUCAAAGAAAACCAGCUCCUACCUCCUGCCUAGGGAUGUGGCGUGUUGAGGCUCAGGCAGAGGAAGGAACCUUCCCAGGAGUCACACAGGAGUGACAAGCACCCAGGCUUUGUUCCAGUCACGGCCCUAUUUAUGGAUUCAUUCCACGAAGCUUCCCAAUACUCUGCUGCCCUCAGAGACUCGCAGGAGGCCACACACAGGCAUCACACUAGGUGUGAGGGUCCCACGGGGUGGCACAGGCAGCCUGCUGUCGUGGAGGCUUCCUGGAGGGGGUGCGGACUGGAAGGAAUGCCAUGAUAGAGUAGCCCCAGCCGAAAGACAGCCUCUCCUCCUUUAGGGACAUCCCUUUGAAGUGAGGCCACCUCCCCAGUCUACCUGGACAUCCCCCCUGCUCAGUCAGGGAACAUGGGGGAAGAUGGACUCAGAGCUCUGGGCCCCCCUAGGGCCAGGGGGAUGCUGCAGCCCAGGGCUGACUGCCGUGGGGAAGGGCCGCCACACUCACACACAUACAUGCACACACUCACACCUGACACAAGGAGGCUCACACGUGGCCUGGAGCAGGGAAGCAGGAAGGACUCUUCAGACCCUUGAUGGGGCAGUUGCCCAUGGUCUCGGGACUACCGCCCGCUCUGGGGUCCCGCUGGAGGGAGUACGUUGCAGCUGGGCUGGGGCCAGGCCCCUCAUCCUAUUCUGUUUACCUUGUACAGACUGCCUGCCUGCCAUCCCCACAUACAUUUUAUUUAAUAACUUGUCAUUGUUAAAUUAUUUAUUAGCGUUACCACAUCACCACCCCCGCCUUCCACUCACCUGCCUCUUCCCACAAAAGCAGAAAAUGGAAACAACAAGAAAAAGAUGAGA